Molecule: messenger RNA, 3635 nt
Organism: Culex quinquefasciatus (southern house mosquito)
Lineage: Eukaryota; Metazoa; Arthropoda; Insecta; Diptera; Culicidae
Gene: orb2
Product: cytoplasmic polyadenylation element-binding protein 2
Exons: 13
Coding region: 1014-3608 (864 amino acids)
Biological process (GO): negative regulation of cytoplasmic translation
Cellular component (GO): nucleus; synapse; neuron projection
Molecular function (GO): mRNA 3'-UTR binding; ribosome binding; mRNA regulatory element binding translation repressor activity
Source: RefSeq, a predicted model, not a curated record
UAGUCUUGGUUUUGGUGUCCCGCGCGGUGGAAAACCCCGUGUGCGUCUGUGUCUGUCUGUUUUGUACGGAAUACAGAGGAGCAGCAGCAGAAGCAGCAGCAGAUUUUUGCUCGGUUCUCGCCCCCCGGUCGGUCCUCCGUGGUUUUUGUCGUGUGUUGUCCCCGGAACGCGUCCGGAACCUGUGAUAACCCGUGGAGUGCCGUCGUGUUCGGUGUUGUGGGAGUUGGCUGAGCUUUCGGAAGAGCUGGGAAGAUUCCAGGAUCGAGAACUGUGUAGUCUGACAGGUUCUUGAAGUGGCCUGGAGCAGGAUUCAAGCUGAACAGCUUGGACCAGCAGUGUUUUCAGUGUUCCAAGUGUGUGUGCGCGCUGGUAGUUCCUCCGGAACUUCCAGGGGCUCCAGAGGGGACUUCCCCACGAAGAAGAGGUUGGCGUCGAACGCGUGACGAGCAGUCGGUGUCGAGUGUGUAUGCAUUCAGGCGCAAUCGAAGUGAAGAUUGCCAUCUGGUGGCGAAUCGUAUUAAAUGCUGCUUAAAGUGAGUGCGAAGCAAGCUGAAACCGAAAUCAAAGAAGCAAGGCUUUAAGAGUCGCGGUGGUGUGGUGGAGGAAAAGGAAGGAGGAGGUCGUGUCGCGUCGAGAAUCUCGUCGUCGCCGUGGUGUGUUUUUGUAACUGUUUUUUUGUAAGAAAAGUUGGUCGCGCCUGCAGCGCGAUUCCGAGAGUUUAGUUUUAUACGAAACGUGUGGAGAACACACUUUUUAAAACGAGAGUUAGAGAGCCCAUUCGGUAGUUAAAGUUGAUGUGCGUGUGUGCUAGAGUUUACCAGUUUUAAGCUUCAUCAAAGUCUAGUGAAAGUGUUUAUUUUUCUACUUCUCCCAGUCCCGUUUGUAAAGUAGAGUUCAUAGUAUCGAAAGCUAUCAAUGUUAUCAAGCGUUCAGCACUACUCGUAAGUUAAGCGUUGUAAGGACUCUCAGUAAAUAGACUUGGUGGUAGCAUAAGGAAGAGACUCUCGCUACAAAUGGGUGACUUUCUGUACGGUGGAUCGGUGCUGGCGAACGAUUCGUGCGUGUCCAGCCAGUCGCUGCUGGAUACGUUGAGCAUCAACAACCUGCUGAACAUCAAGCACCUGACAAACGGUUCGAACGUCGUUGGGGCGGGAGCCGGAGGUGGUUUAAGCCCGUCCGUAGCGUCGGAACCUUCAUCCAACAGUCCAAAUUCGUCGUCGCUGGUUGAUCCGUGUGACAACAACAACAGUAGCCAAAAGCUGGGCAAGAAGCCGGACGAGCAGGGUCUGUUGAUAACGGGAACGGUUCCGAUGGCUGCGUCCAACAACUCGAACAUUCCAGCCAUUUCUAGUGCCGCAAUGUCCUCGGAGGUCGCGGCCAGUGUCGUCAACACUCUAUCGUCACUGCAGCUGUCCGCGGCGCAGCAUUCCGACGAUGAUACGUCGACGUCCUCGCUGCUGAACGGCGGAUCCAUAGCUUCCCCGAUCGCAUCCAUGAACAACAACAACAACAACAACCCGAACGCAGCCAACAACAAUCUGCUGAUCGAGAACUCCGACCUGCACCUGUCAAGUGCCGCGGAAGAACUCAGCCUAAAGGGCGCCGACCUGAGCUGUCUCGGAGUGACUUCGUCCUCUUCUCACAUGGUCCUACCCCCGAACGGUGGACUCAACUUCGGAACAACCCCGGACCACGCCAGCAGCCCCUGGUCCACGAGCAUAGACGAAGCCACCAGCUCGCAUCUCUCGAUCAACGGGCUCAGCGCGUUCCAAAACUUCUCCAGCAAUCAUCUCUACAAUGGCGCCGCCGUGGCCGCUGCCGCAGCCGCAGCCGCCGCCCAACAGCAACGCCGGGCCAUCACCGCAUCGCACGGUGGAUUCCAUCACGGCCUGUCCCCAACCAACACCAACCCCAACCACAUGCUCCAACAACAGCAACAACAACAACACCCCAACCAAUCCCAGCAGCAAAACCAGUUCAAGAACUCGUACCCAACCUGGUCAAACCCCGCCCCGUCCGGCCCCUGGUCCCAACAACCCCAGCACCCCCAACAACAACAACAACAACCACAACCCAACCCGAUGAACUCCUGGAACCGUGGCCGUUCCGUCCCCAACAACAUGAACCUGGGCAACGGCCUCACCGGAUCCCUGCACGGUCCCCGCAAACCCCAGCACAACCAAGCCCUGUCCCCGUACGGAAACCACGGAAUCCACCAGCAACAGCAGCAACAACAACAACAAUCCCAACAACAACAACAUCUUCAGCAGUCGCUCUCGAUGGCCGGGUCGAACCUGAUCAACUCGCCCUCCAAGUACCGUCGGAGCACCUCCUACCCGGGCAAGUCCGGAAUGGGGGGCGGUGGUGGUAACGGUGGAAACAACGGCUUCGGAGGACCACUCGAUGUGGUUCAGCAGCUGGAUGAUAGCCGGGAUCCGUUCCUGUCGGCGUACCAGGACCGCACCGGAUUAAACAAUGGAUUAGAUAUGCGUUCGCUCGAGCACUGCCUCAGCGACAUCAUGCGGAACGUUGGCGAAGCGUCCCAGCCGGAUCAUUUGAAAGGUGAGCGCAAACUGGAACGUAGCUGGAGGAAUGGAUUCCUCAACUGCAACACAAACACACUCCAAUCCUUGGCCCAGCUGCACGGAAAACUCGACUUCCACGAGUUCAUACCAGGCAAACCGUUCUUCUCGGGACUGGACGAGCACAUCACGGACGAUGCCGGCGGGUUCGGAACCGGCAAGGACUACCCGAACGGAUUCCACAGUACCGGUAACUGCUCCCGCUCGUCGCCCCACUCGAACGGUUCCGAGUCGACGGAACGGUUCUCGCGGAAGGUGUUUGUCGGCGGACUUCCGCCGGACAUCGAUGAAGAGGAAAUCACCACGUCGUUCAACCAGUACGGAGCGCUGGUCGUCGAUUGGCCGCACAAGGCCGAGUCCAAGUCGUACUUUCCGCCGAAAGGAUACGCAUUCCUGCUGUUCCAGGAGGAGCGCGGCGUCCAGAAGCUGAUCGAGACGUGCCACCCGGAGGACGACAAGCUGUACAUUACGGUGUCGUCGCCGACCAUCAAGAACAAGGCCGUGCAGAUCCGGCCGUGGCGGCUGGCCGACGCCGACUACGUCCUGGACGCGUCGAUGCCGCUUGACCCGCGCAAGACCGUCUUCGUGGGGGGCGUUCCGCGCCCACUCAAGGCUUACGAGCUGGCCACCAUCAUGGACCGGCUGUACGGUGGGGUUUGCUACGCCGGAAUCGACACCGAUCCGGAGCUGAAGUACCCGAAGGGCGCCGGCCGCGUUGCGUUCUCCAACCAGCAGAGCUACAUCGCGGCCAUCUCGGCCCGGUUUGUGCAGCUGCAGCACGGCGACAUUGACAAGCGCGUCGAGGUGAAGCCGUACGUGCUGGACGACCAGAUGUGCGACGAGUGCCAGGGUCAGCGCUGCGGUGGAAAGUUUGCGCCGUUCUUCUGCGCCAACGUUACCUGUCUACAGUAUUACUGCGAGCACUGCUGGGCCCACAUCCAUUCGCGCUCGGGUCGCGAGUACCACAAGCCCCUCGUCAAGGAGGGCGCGGACCGGCCCCGGGCAGUGCCCUUUCGCUGGUGUUAACGCCAGCCGCCGCGAUCCGUCACGAGC